This is a messenger RNA of Mercurialis annua (annual mercury), 807 nucleotides long. RefSeq lists its product as uncharacterized. Gene Ontology annotation, molecular function: catalytic activity. The coding region runs from base 1 to 807 and encodes 268 amino acids. Lineage: Eukaryota; Viridiplantae; Streptophyta; Magnoliopsida; Malpighiales; Euphorbiaceae. The record is from RefSeq and is a predicted model, not a curated record. The transcript has a single exon.
AUGGUUAUUGUUGAGCCUAGAGUUGCAGGCUAUAAAGCUAAUGUGAUCAUUAAAAGAACGGGAUUUGAAUUUUCUAACCGAGUAGAGGCCCAAGGUUUUUCUAGUGGCAUAUGGACGUUAUGGAACAAUGACAUUCGGGUUACUAUUUUACAUAAUCAUAAGCAAUUUAUCCACACUUUUUUGAUUUAUGGUAACGAUACUGAGAAUUUUUUCUUUACAACAGUGUAUGGCAGCCCUAAUAUUUCUAAACGUCAUGCUCUUUGGAACAAUCUAUUUUCUCUUAACAUUGAUUGCUCUGAUCCUUGGCUUCUUGCCGAGGAUUUGAAUGCGAUUUUGAGUUCUGUUGACAGGAAAGAUGAGGCUCGUCUCAGAAAUAUUGGGUGCCCGUUUUUCAACAACUUUCUUAACACCGAUGCUUUAGGGCAGCUUAGUUUUGUUGGGCCUGCUUAUACUUGGACAAGAGGCACUCUCUUUCAACGCUUGGAUAGAGGCUUAUGCAAUAAUACUUGGUCGACUAAAUUUCCUAAUGUGGCCGUCCAUCAUCUUGCGAGAAUCAGCUCUGAUCAUCGCCCCGUUCUCAUUAAUCUCUAUAAUCAGAGGAUCAAUGUUAGUACUCAAAACAGCUUCCUUUUCUUGGCUGCAUGGCUCACCCACAAAGACUUCAAUCAAGUUGUCCAUAACUGCUGGAAAAUAGACCUUUCUUUUAAAGAAAAUAUGCUUCAUUUCACUAACAAUAUUAAGGAUUGGAACGCGAAUACCUUUGGCAACAUUUUUUUGGCAAAAAAGAAAUAUUCUUUCAAGACUUAG